AGUGCAAAUAAACGAAGAGCCGUUCUGCUCUCGAAAUUAUCACAAGAUAUUAUUUUUACGUUCGAUCUGACAGACCGAGUUGCCGCCUCUAACUGGCUGCGAGAAGCAUUUUUGUCGAGGAGGUGAGUGUCGUUGGAUUAAAUGUCGAGGAAUAUUGUACGUUUUGAUCGAAGUAUAUCUGUAUCUCUGCGAUGUGAUGCGGCCUAAAGUGCUCGAUAUCAUGCCGAUCAAGAGUGUCUUUCGCUCAGGAAUGAAAAAACUCAAACGCAAAAUGAGUGUGCCUGCGGCUAAAAGAAAUAAAGAAGACGCGAACAAAGAAGCCUACAGUAUAGAUGCCGCAAAAGAGGCGAAAUCCAUCUUGGAGAAGAUCAUGGGCGAUGUGAGCAAGUCAUCGGCGACGAAACAGAUCAUCAUUGGUAGCACAUCAGGAUGGGUGACUGGAUUUAUUACCAUGAAGGUCGGAAAGAUAGCAGCCUGUGCAGUUGGUGGUGGAAUUAUCAUGUUGCAAAUCGCUGCACAUCAAGGUUAUAUUAAAAUUAAUUGGGACAAGAUUACAAGAAAGGCUGAAAAAAUAACGGAUAAGGUGGAAGAAAAGAUAACCGGCGAGGGGCCAAAAUUCAUGGAUAAGGUCGAGAGAUUCGUCGAUAGAAAGCUGGACAAAGCUGAGCAAUUGCUGAAACAAGGAGAGAACCGCACACGACGCUGGUAUCACGCCUUCAUCGGCGACGAUGAUAUCUUCCAACCAAAGGAGAUUCACUUCUUUCUAGUUUCGUUCGCGGCAGGAGUCGCGCUUGGUAUCGCUACUGCUAACUAGGUAGUAAAUUGCUGCACUCUGAAUGCAACCAAGAGAAAGAUUGAUAUUUACGCUGCACCAAAAGACAACUACUCCGUCGUCAUCAUCGAUCACGAUGACGUCGUCGACGAGUACAAUAGAACUAUCAUAAAUGAAGUGAAGAACAAGAUCAAUGAACUGAAGAAAUGGGUGGCGCGGACUACGCUUAAUCCUAGAUAAGUAGAUUUAUUUUUUAGCCAAUGAGUAAAACUCACUUGUGUACGUUAGAAUUGCUUUCAAUUGAUUUUACACAUAACUAUGUUUAAUAUUUUCAUAUCAAAUGAAAAUACAUUACGAAACAUAGAUUGCUUCAUCUGUGAACAAAAUUAAUAAGCAGAGUCCGGAUUUUGGUGCCGUUUUCCCCACUCCAAGUGCAUGCUAGCGGCUGAGCGAAAAGCAGUAUGUCUAUGUCGUCUAUGCCAGUCUAGUGAUAGCAAAGAGGACACCGUCGCGUAGAAAAGGAAAAUAUAAUAAUUUAUUAUAUUAUUUUAUAUUAUUUUAUAUUAUUUUAUAUAAUAUAUAUUAUAUCAUUAUAAUAUAUAUUAUUUUAUAUAUUAUGAUUAUAUAUUAUAAUAUUAAAUAAACAUAUAUUUUAUAUUAAUAUAUAUUUUUUUUUUGACGAUACUUUCGCGGCGCUCAGCCGCUAGCAUGCACUUGGAGUGAGGAAAACGGUACCAAGAUCCGGACUCUAUUAAUAAGUACAAAUAACGUGAAUUUUACUCAUUGUUAUAUCAAUAAUUUCUCUAGAAUUAAUACAUCAAACAAAUGAAAGUCAGUAAUAUUUUUUCUCGUCUCUGAGAUCAUAAAGAGGAUCAACUUAUUUAAAAUUUGAUAGACACUGCAAUUAUUCAUUUUAUUCUAUUUUGUGAUCUUUGCAAAAAUGGAAAUAAUUUUUACAAAAAAAUUUUUAAAUGUUGGUCAAGUUUACUGUUGCCAUUCGCACAGAUAUGUAUGAAUAUAAAAGUAUAGUGUGCGUAUAAAAUACAAUAAGGAGAUUUCUUGUUCGUUCAGAAUGCAGCAAGAAAUUAAUCUUAGGAGAUACAAACCUAUUGUUAGUACAUUA
Camponotus floridanus (Florida carpenter ant) is the source of this 1895-nucleotide messenger RNA. Its product is annotated as FUN14 domain-containing protein 2. The transcript has 4 exons. The coding region runs from base 197 to 814 and encodes 205 amino acids. The record is from RefSeq and is a predicted model, not a curated record. Gene Ontology annotation, biological process: autophagy of mitochondrion. Gene Ontology annotation, cellular component: mitochondrial outer membrane. NCBI's taxonomy places the organism in Eukaryota, Metazoa, Arthropoda, Insecta, Hymenoptera, Formicidae.